AUGUCCUCCAUGAGCUCCCGGCUUGGCAAGUUCACCUUUCGACGCGACAAAAAGCCCCAGCACCCCCCCGCCUUCCUCCUCCCCCAACCCCAACCCCCUCGUGGUCACCCCCUCCAACGGCACUUCUCCCACCUCGCCUCCUUCCCAGCGCAGCUCGUCGACGAUUUCCCCUCCAACCGUCCCACAAGUCCCAUGGUCCCCGGCCAACUCACCCAGCACCCCGCCCCACUCAACCCCAAUCCCAAUAUGCAGUACUCUGGGCACCAGCACCAGCAACCCAUGAACCCCCCUCCGGGAUACAGCAUGCAACCACCCCAACAAUCCAUCGGCCACCCCAUCCAACAGCAGAUGGGUCAGACCCAGUAUCGCAAUCCCGCCGUCGAGAUCGAAGGCGCCAAUCGCAACAAGGCCCAACUCAUCGUCGGCAUUGACUUCGGCACCACCUUCUCAGGUGUUGCGUUCGCGUUCGCAACGAACAACGAGGCCCGAGAAGAUAUCAUUACAGAAUGGCCAGGCGCAGGUACACAUACGAAACAGAAGAUUCCCACCGUCCUCUACUAUGAUCAGUACCAAAAAGUGGUAGGCUGGGGCCCCGACAUUGCCGAAGCGCUUGCACCAACCGGGUACCCGAAACCCGGUGUCCAGAAGUUGCGACAAGCCAUGCGCGCGCAACUGCAGAAGACGCUCGGGGAGGUGUUUACUCGCGAGGAGCGCAACAUCCGCUACUAUCUGACAGUGCCCGCGAUUUGGAAUGAUGCCGGCAAGGCGGCGACUCGUGCUGCCGCGAUCCAGGCCGGAUUCUUGCGCGAUGAGAAUGACAACCGCCUCACUCUGGUUUCAGAACCGGAGGCGGCUGCACUCUUCUGCGCGAAGACUGGUUUGCUGAACCUGAAGAUCGGCGAUGCCAUUCUGAUUGUUGACUGUGGGGGUGGUACUGUCGACCUGAUCGCCUACGAAGUCGAAGAGGAGCAACCGUUCAGUGUCAUGGAGUGUACUGCAGGAUCGGGAGAUUCGUGCGGUUCGACCGCACUCAAUCGCAAUUUCAGCAACAUUCUGCGGGCCAAGAUUCGAAAGAUGAAGCUCCCGGAUGGGUCACGUACGGCGGGCAAGGUAUACGCCAAGUGUAUCAUGGAUUUCGAGAAUCGGAUCAAGGCAGACUUCCGCAACAACGGGCAAAAAUGGGCCGUGGACGUGGGUAUCGAGGCGGACUUCCCUGACGCGGGCAUUGAGGAGGGUUACAUGACGUUCACCAAUGAGGAGAUUCUUCAGUGCUUCGAGCCUGUGGUGAACCGCAUUCUCGAGCUGGUUCGCAACCAAAUUAUUGCCAUUCAAGCACAGAACCGCUUGCUCCAGAAUGUUCUGGUUGUCGGCGGUUUCGGUGCCUCAGAGUACCUCUUCCAGCAGAUCAAGCUCCACGUCCCACCGCAAUAUCAGACUAAGGUUGUCCGUCCCAUGGACUCCGUCGCUGCUAUCGUCAAGGGUGCCGUGACCGCUGGUAUCACGGAACGAGUCAUUACCCACCGUGUCGCCCGUCGCCACUAUCUGAUGGCUACCCUUCAGCCCUUCAAGGAGGGAUACCACCCGGAGCAGUACCGGGUGCCCAGUCUGGACGGCCGGGACCGGUGCAAGUACACCCGUCAGAUCUUCGUGCAGAAGGGAGAGCGCGUCAAGAUCGGCGAGCCGGUCAAAGUCAGCUUCUUCCGUCAAGUGGCGCCUGGUGCAACGCUCAUGUACGAGGACGUGCUGUACGCCUGUGAUGAGGAUGUCUGCCCGGAGUACACCAAGGAUCCUCGCAUCAAGGAAGUUGUCACCCUCACCUCUGACCUCUCGCGCAAGAACCUCGAAACCGACUUCGAGCGCAUGGACACACCCCAGGGUAUCUUCUACCGAGUGUACUUUGAUAUCUACCUCACCCUAGACGGCAGCGAAUUCAGUGCCGAGCUGGUCUGCCAAAACGAGGUCAUGGGCCGCUGCCGUGCGAAGUUCCGGUAG
Molecule: messenger RNA, 1992 nt
Organism: Penicillium canariense
Lineage: Eukaryota; Fungi; Ascomycota; Eurotiomycetes; Eurotiales; Aspergillaceae
Product: Hsp70 family protein
Exons: 6
Coding region: 1-1992 (663 amino acids)
Molecular function (GO): ATP binding; ATP-dependent protein folding chaperone
Source: RefSeq, a predicted model, not a curated record